ACAAACAAUAACGAAAAUUUAUUCUAUAUUAAUAACAAUAUUCAACACGUGGAAAACUGAACGAAGUACUCGAAUCGAGGUUAUGAGACGCACUGUUUAUCAUUCGGGAGCGAGGCAACGAAUAAACAGCGUCGGAAAACAUGGCGUCUCGGGUCGAAACGUCGGAAGUACUACAUGCAUUACAUAGCGACUGAGCCGAGGCGCUCACGCAAAAUGAACGAAGCAGAGUUUUGACGUACAAUGGCGGACACCCCCUCCCCCAUUCCUGAGCAGACAUCGCCUCUCUCACUGACACGAGGACUUUAUAUUCCGUCCUAAGUCCGUGGCUGUACAUACGACUGUUUUACCCACUUAGUUACACAUAUAUGUAUACAUACAUUAGUAUAUGUAUAUAUAUGUAUUUACAAUGUACGUAUGUAUGUAUACAAAAGCGAGCACAGAGCAUUCUUACAGCAUAUACAAAUGUCGACAUCAGCGUUUCUCGCGAGCCAAUUCAGAAGCUUACUGUGACUAAUAUUUUGUCAAAAUUGCCUAAUUACAUAAUGGUUACGACAGAAGUCUUUGUAAGGAAUUUCUGUAGCCGAAUCUUUGACAUCAAGUGAAUUCGUUAGGUUGAAAAUCUUUGAACAAAAUUGAGAUAAAUGCAUACGGUACGUUUGAAAUCGCAGUGUACACCACAGAACAUUAUAGCGCAGAUGGGAAUGUCGUCUUUCAUAGUGUUUCUCGCAAGAUAAAAGUGAGAAGUGGGAUGGAUAACUACAUGCUUUGUUCGAUGGUGUAUGUAAUGUAUGGUGUGUUGUUUGUAAAAGGAUAGAUAAUUUUGUUUAAAAAAACAAGGUUGAAUGUUUUGGAUAUGUCGCAUUUGAGUAAAAAAGAAUGGGUUGUGUCAAUAGUCGGACAGAUAUUAAUGAUUUACAUCCAAAUGUAUUUCAAGUGAUGAACGUAGACGAUUUAGGUAAUUUAAUUACCCCUGGACGCUUAGAAGUUACUGAAACUGAUAUAGUGCUUUAUCAACGCGGUAAACAGCCCAUAAAAUGGCCUUUGCGUUGUUUACGCCGGUAUGGUUAUGAUGCCGAAAUAUUUAGUUUUGAAUCUGGUAGAAGAUGUCCCUCAGGGCCAGGCAUUUAUGCCUUUAAAUGUCAUAGAGCUGCUCAUUUAUUUAAUUUAGUACAAACGAAUAUUCAGGUUUGUAAUAACAGUGGGGAUGAUACAAUGUCCAGAGAACUACCAAUUGCUUCUCAUUCUGGUCCAACAGUAACAAGAAUGACAAUACCAGUUGAGCCUAAUUAUUUGGAUCCAAUACAAACUAGAAGUAGUAAUUGUAUGGUUCAGAGACUCGGCCACAAUCAUCAAAAUGGAAUUGGAAGAUUAGGUAGUGUGGGAAGUAGCACUGGUCUUAUAUCGCCACAAGGAACCAUAGGUUCACCUUCUCCACCUCCUGUGCUGCCACCGCCUCCACCACCUUUCCCUCAACCAAAUCCGUCCUCGCUAUAUGUCAAUGAAGAAGUAUUGUCACCUUUAUCAUUAGAAAUGGAACAUAAUAAUAACAAAAGUCCUAGAAGAGCAAUACAGAGAUCCUGUACAAUGAGUAAUUCGGUAUCUGAUAAUGUCUCGGUAUCACUGGAAUUUACGUCUACCCAUAAAAAUUUAAAAGUCACCACUCAAUCUAAAUCAUCGCUUCCAACAACUGCAGCUUACAUGAAUGUAGAUAUUAGUAAUGAUAUUAGUUCACUUUCUCCGACUCAUAGUGUGCCUGAAACAAUACAACUUAAAGAAGACAAAAAUGAAAAUAAUGAACCUGGACACGCUUAUAUGAAUAUUAGUCCAGGCGACGAAUGUACAGAAUUAUUUGUUACUAGAGUACGACCAUCGCCUUUGCCAUCUAUUCAACCUGACAUGGAAGAAACAACAAGACACUGUUAUGCUAACUUGGAAGCAAAUGAAAUUGAAAGUUUAAGAAAAAGAUUUUCUAGUGUAUCUGUAGCAGAGAAGUCUCCUUUGACUCCAUCGACACCUACAGGUGGUCCAAUUAGAGAAGUAAAUUAUGCUGUAUUAGAUCUGGACACGAAGGAUGUGCCAAUCAAUUCAUCAUUGGAAGGUCCUUCAAAUUUAUCUGCAUCUCCUCCAGAGUCACCGAAUAAGUUACAAAAAGGGUAUGCUACAAUAGACUUUAAUAAGACAGUUGCUCUUUCGCAUUCUGUCAACCCAAACCUUGUAAAUGAUAGUGAAGGUUCAAGGAAAACGCGUCACAAUUCCACGAUUAGUGACUUAACAGCACCCUGUAGACGUAGCUCAUCUGUAAGUGAAUGAUCGAUUUUUUUACUUUAUAAUUGUGCCUACAGAAUGAAUAUUUAUAGCAUUUUAUAGAAUGACAAUGUGCUUUACAGUUUCUUUAAAAUCAAACUAAUGCCAAACCAAAGACAUCAAGUUAGUUUGCAAACCGUUUAUAUGAUAUUAAUCAUGCUAAAAUGUGUUCUGUACGAAGCAGUGUACCUUGAUUC
Messenger RNA from Megalopta genalis, 2501 nucleotides. RefSeq lists its product as uncharacterized. Gene Ontology annotation, molecular function: fibroblast growth factor receptor binding; transmembrane receptor protein tyrosine kinase adaptor activity. The record is from RefSeq and is a predicted model, not a curated record. Gene Ontology annotation, biological process: fibroblast growth factor receptor signaling pathway. Gene Ontology annotation, cellular component: cytoplasm. NCBI's taxonomy places the organism in Eukaryota, Metazoa, Arthropoda, Insecta, Hymenoptera, Halictidae.